CGGAAACGGAGUUUGAAUAGAACUGACCUCAGCAAACACACCCCCUUCCUUCCUUUUCGUUUUUAUCUUCUUACACUAUUAAAUUAGAUUGAAUGGUUAUGCGGCAUGCUCGCAUUCUAAACCUAUUCAUAUCCAGUAUCUCGCCCGUAUCACUUCCUAUUCAAAAAAGCCUAACAACAUGUGUUGGGUGUGGUCGAUUUCAGUUACAACCUAAGUUUCCUUAUACCACCAUCACGCCUGUCAAAAAACACUUUUCCCCUCAUCCCAAAAUACGGCCAGCAGAACCUUCUGUGGCUAUCACUAAACUCGUUAAACAAGAUCGAACAAGUGAGGCCUUGGCAGCCUAUCUCGAUGUAGUUUCAAAAGGUGGCAUGCCAAGUCGAGAAUCAUUGUAUCAACUCACACGAUCACUCUACAAGUCAUCGCAUCUCCAUGGUCUGUAUGCUAUUCAUGAUACCCUCUUAUCUCGUCUACACCAUCAGAAACCAUCCAAACGAUCCAACAGAAGCAAGCGUACUUUACUCUAUCUAAAUACCAUGCUCAUCAACCUCAUGGGUAGUUACACUCGCCCUGUUGAUAUGGUGCGUAUUAAAGCACUUUGUAAAGAACUCAAUCAAUUUCAAUGCAGCAAUCAAUCGCCUAUUGUGCUCUAUAACACACUGAUCAAAAUCAUGCUUCAACAGCAACAGACAGCAAGUGCCCAUGCUUUGUUAGACGAUUUAUAUGCUCGUCAUUUACAGCCUACGAUGCAGACCUAUGGUAUAUUGAUGAAAGAUGCGGCCAUGCGUAAAGACAAAUCAAGGCUAUUGUCCUACCUGGAUCAAAUAGACAAAAACCCUGAUUUGGGGAUUGAUUAUGCCACUGUGAGUAUUGUAGUGGGUGCAUUAUGCAGAUGUCGUGCAUUUGAUAGAGCAGUCCAUGUUGUGAAGGCACUGCAUCUACCAAGAACCAAAGAUGAAAUCAGUAGUCCGAAAUACACUCAGCAUUUACUUGAAUGGAUUGAAAAAAGGAAGCAAUACAGCCAAAAGAAGAAUAGAAAAAAGAAGAAAAAGGAUAUAAAAAGAAAAUAGCAGUUUGAUUCUGAAUGAUUUGAUACUAUCAAUAAAGACAUACCUAUGAAACAUGCUAUACUUGACAUCUUUCUAGUGGCUUUGACAAUUGCCAAUCAAAAAGAUGAGAUGGAACACCAAACCGAAAAGGCCUUCCAAAAGCAAGCUGGUAUCUUCC
Molecule: messenger RNA, 1227 nt
Organism: Gilbertella persicaria
Lineage: Eukaryota; Fungi; Mucoromycota; Mucoromycetes; Mucorales; Choanephoraceae
Exons: 3
Coding region: 372-1070 (232 amino acids)
Molecular function (GO): protein binding
Source: RefSeq, a predicted model, not a curated record